GGGUACGAUGCUGCCCAGCUCCAUCCAGAUUUCGGGGGAACCGCUGUCAGGCGCCGAGGUGCGGGACAUCUGCCGCGGCCUGCGCGACAACGCCGUGCGCCUGCUCUCACUGCGCGGCUGCCGCCUCUGCGACCGCGACUUCGGCCGCAUCUGCCGGGCCCUGGCCGGGGCCACGUCCCUGGCGCAGCUCAACCUUAACCUAGGCGUCGUGUCCAGUCCCAGCCGCAUCAAGCAGCUGGCAGAGGCGCUGCGGACCAACCGCUCCAUCCAGUCCCUCUUCCUACAUGGGAGUCCCCUGACAGAUGCAGGGCUGGCCUUGCUGAACCCAGCCCUGGCCCUCCACCCUGCCCUUGUGGCUCUGGACCUGGGGGACUGCAUGCUGGGUGAUGAAGCCAUCAACCUCAUCUGUGGCCUCCUCCCCCCAGAUGGAGCCAAGUCAGGCUUGAAGGAGCUAACGCUGAGUGCCAACCCUGGCAUCACCCCUAAGGGCUGGAGCCGCCUCGCGAUUGCUGUGGCCCACAGCUCCCAGGUCCGCGUCCUCAAUCUGGACUACAACCCCCUGGGUGACCAUGUGGCAGGGAUGCUGGCUGUAGCUGUGGCCUCCAGCCGCACCUUAGAAGUCCUAGACUUGGAGGGCACAGGGCUCACCAACCAGUCAGCUCAGACCCUGCUGGACAUGGUAGAAAAUUACCCCACGGCUUUGCGGAGCCUGGUGUUGGCUGAGAACAGCAUUAGCCCAGAGCUGCAGCAACAGAUCUGUGACCUCCUCUCAGAGGGAGAGGAGGAGGAGGAGGUGGCGGGAGGGGCUGGCGACACCCAGGAACGAGAGAGAGGGCGGGAGCCUGCUGCCCACCAGAGGAGCAGCAGCUCCUGGAUGUGCCCCAGUGAUCCCAGCUCUCAGAUGGUGCUCAUGACUUCAGGACUCGGUGACAGUCUGUUGGCUGAGACCGAGAUGUGACUCUCCACUUGGGCUUCUGCACAUCAUUACAUUUUGUCUACGUCCCCAGCACCUUGUCCCAAAUAUCAGGGUCAGGCCCUGGGGCCUGGGAGGGAGGGAGGGUGGGGGGUGGCUGGGGCUCUGGUAGCUCCCGGCAGUGGUGGGAAGCUCUGGAAGCUGACUGAGCAACAGCCUCGGGGGCACUUGAACCCAAGGCAACGCCUCUGGACUUGUUGGCAGCUCUGGCUGCAACCCGCUGGCUCGGAAGAGAUUUUAUUAACUCUACAACCUGGUGUGUGGCUGUGGUCCCUGGGGGGCUGGCAG
Lynx canadensis (Canada lynx) is the source of this 1261-nucleotide messenger RNA. RefSeq names its product leucine rich repeat containing 73 (gene LRRC73). The record is from RefSeq and is a predicted model, not a curated record. The transcript is spliced from 6 exons. Lineage: Eukaryota; Metazoa; Chordata; Mammalia; Carnivora; Felidae. Bases 8 to 958 code for a protein of 316 amino acids.